ACAGUUCACAAUGCAGACCCAGGGCAUCUUCUGAGGUUUUACAAAACGUAGCGGGGUGGGGUCGCUCUGAUGCGCAACCAGAAAGCCGAUCCAGACCGCGAAUGCAAUGUGCUCCACACAGCAAAUCCAGUCUAUUUCAAUUUAAAUUAUUUUAGCUGUGCAGAACUAGUAGCCUACAAAGGUCUUUGCCUAUUUGUAUUAUUAGACUCUUACAUUUCUUACCAUCUAGCAAGCAUCGUAGGAUUUCUGAAAAAAAUGAGACAUAGGUGGACAAGUACAUUUUCCUGACUGGACAGCAUUUGAGUGGGUGCAGGGAGCAUCAUUUACCCGUCUCCAGUUCGUGAGUAGGACGUUCUUUCAGGACUCUCAUCAGUAGCCUAACACUUUGAUUCAGAUUUGAAGUACAUAGGUUAUUCUAUCUCCAUCGUUGAUUAUGGCAUGGCCGUGCAUCACACGGGCUUGCUGCAUUAACCGCUUCUGGAGUGAAUUAGACAAAGCGGACAUCGCCGUGCCUCUGGUUUUCACGAAAUAUUCGGAUGUGGCCGAGGUGCAACACCUCCAUCCUCAGCCUCCAUCUAGACAGAAGAGGACCGGACCUAUCACCAUAGAAACCCAACCUUCUCACAGUGAACCGGCGGCGGUGGCGGCCAAGGCACCGCCCGCGACUGGUGCCGCAUCAGGAAAACAUGGCUGUAGUGCGUCUGUGAUGCGCCAGGAUUUCAGGGAAUGGAAAGAUAUACGCCCGGAGCCCAGCUACAAACCCAAGAAUGAAUAUCACCCCUCGGCGACUCCUUUCAACAACGUAACCCAGUAUCAGAAGGAUUAUAAACCAUGGCCUGUCCCGAAAAAGGGAGACCACCCCUGGAUCCCCAAACCCAGCCCCACUGCCACCUCCGGUGCUCAAGAAGGAGGCGUUGGGACCAAAUUGGAGCAUGCAGUCACAGAGCCCGAGAGCGGUGUGGAGAAGAGUGAAAUUGAAGAAAAGGUGCAAGAGAAAGAAUCCAUAGAGAGGAAAAAGAAACCAUUGAAGGAGAAGAGUGUAGAGAAGAAAGUGAGUGCCAAAACGGAGGGACAGCCACCAGCAGGUGGCACUGUGGAGGGGAAAGGAAGGGCAGCAGCAGACGCGCUGAACAGACAGAUAAAACAGGUCGUCUCAACUGGCACUGGCAGCUCUUAUAGGAAUGAGUUCAAGGCAUACAAAGAUGUGAAGCCAGUGAAGUUAACCAAGCCCCAGUCUCAGUACAAACCUCCUCUGGAUGAGAAGGACAAGACCAGCCUGGAGACCAGCUACAGCGCCACCUACAAGGGGGAGCAGACCAAGGUGCAGCCCACUGACAACAAGCUGCUGGAGCGCAGAAGGAUACGCAGCCUGUACAACGAGCCGGGCGGCAAGGAGACCACCAAGGACUGUUCUGAGACUGAGAGCAGCUCUAUUCUAGAUCUGCUGUAGUCAGGUGGACAAGACAAAAACUAAACCAAAAAAGACACCAACAACAACGAGCAAAAUGGUGAAAAAGGUGAAAGAGAAGACCAUCGCUGGUGCACUGUCAACCAAGAAGAAAACCUCCACGAGCACCAAACCAGACGAGUCCAAGCCAGGAGGAGUUAUCUCAAAGAAGAGCAAAGAGAUAAGCAAUAGACUGGCUGAGGCAAAAAAGUAAAAACAAAACAUCUCUGCACUACUUAAUUUGGGGAAUUAAAGGCUGCCUAAAGAAUUAGAGAAAUCUCAACCAUUUUGUCUAUCUCUUUCUCUUUGUCUUUUCCUUCAUGUUCCUCAUCUCUGUGUAUACUCACUAGAUGUGGAGCUUUUAAGUUGAAAGUUUGACAUCUUCACCAUGCCCUCCUUUAACUAUAAUGCUUUGUGUGUGUGUGUGUGUGUGUGUGUGUGUGUGUGUGUGUGUGUGUGUGUGUGUGUGUGUGUGUGUGUGCGCGUGUGUGUGUGUGUUUGCGUGCGUGUGUGUGCACUUCCUCUCUCUGUUAAAACUUCAGCACCAUUUUUGCACAUUAUUUUGUUGCAUUUGUCAAACCUUUGUUGAAAGAAUGAUUAACCAUUCUAAAACAGAGGGACAUUGAUACAGAGUAUGUGGCUCUUAAACGGCUGUUGAAGGCAGUGAGAGGUUUAGCUUUGUUUUCUGACUACCUAUCAUCAUAGUGAUGAUGGAUUCUCUAUGGUUCUUCUUUUCCAUCUCUUAGACGGCAUUGACCAUGUGGUCUCUGCAGAUAUAAAAUCUUAACUACUGUAGCAUUUCCUGGUUACAGUGACUGCGCUCUUUCGACCAAGAUUUAAUAUCAUUUAAUAUUUCAUCAUAUUCGGGAGGAUAUCUGGUUUCAUAAAUUUGGUUGCUAAGAAACCAAUUGAACUGUAAUGUAAUUGCUACAGCUUGCAUGCAAGGCCCUAUUUGUGGUCACAAUCUAGCUUGUAAUUGAAAUCAUUCAUGAGAAAUCAAAUGGAGGCAAACCAUUUCCAGAAUAACUGCAUGUGUAGUCAUAGUCUGAUCUCAUACCAUAAGUGUCUACACAAACAAACAAGAAAACUGUCACUGACUUACAGUACAGAAGAUAGCACUUAGUACUCUAGUGCCUAUUGAAACUGUUAUGUCAACCCACCAGCUUUGUAGUUCUGCCUUCACACACAUGGUUCUACUGCCUUCUUCAAUGUGAGAACCACUCUGUCCACUUUCCAGUUAUUUGAUACAGUAUGAAAACGGAUGUAUUUCUGAUAAUAUACCCCUAUUUAAUGAUUCGUCGUUAUUGUAGCCAUUACAAAGCUGUGAUGCUAUUGGUGUGCAAAAACAUGUAUAAUGUAAAAGAAUUAGCAUAUGUAUGAUAUAGGACAUAGGAAAACCUACUGUAUUUACUCAAUCACCUCCACUUUCUUCAAUGGGCUCAGUAGUUAGGUGUAGAAAGAUAAGGAGGGGGCCAGGAUAAGAAGAUCAAAACCACUUUUUGGAACAUGCAGCUGUCUGUCUGGAACCAUUGAUAUCACAUCUAUUCACAGUAAGUGCUACUCUGAAAUCAUCUCACCCUGUCUUUCUUAUGUCUGUGCACCUGCAGUCCGCCAGUGUGUUACAGUAUGUGGCAGUCCUCUCAUAUGCUGCUGUGUGUCUGCUACUGUCUAUUGUACCCCCAGACCACCCUGCUCUCUAGUGCCUGUCAGGGUUCAGUGUGUUAGACCUCCGCAACUCGCCGGCUCCUAGCGCCUGCCCCCCCAGUACAGUAACUAACGUGCUGAGCACACCACACCUCGGUGCUAUUACUCUCUCAUCUAUAUGCUGUCAGUUUGAUGCGAAUGUACUCAAACCGUGUGAAAUGAAGACAAUAUGAUGUCAUUUACUGCAGACGUGUUGUGAUUGUGUGCUUGUAUUCUCAGCUUGCUCUGAAUGAACUAAUUAAAAAUGUUGAAGCAGAA
Messenger RNA from Oncorhynchus kisutch (coho salmon), 3409 nucleotides. RefSeq names its product microtubule-associated protein 6 homolog. Gene Ontology annotation, molecular function: microtubule binding; calmodulin binding. The record is from RefSeq and is a predicted model, not a curated record. Lineage: Eukaryota; Metazoa; Chordata; Actinopteri; Salmoniformes; Salmonidae. Gene Ontology annotation, cellular component: cis-Golgi network; microtubule; Golgi-associated vesicle. Gene Ontology annotation, biological process: cytoskeleton-dependent intracellular transport; microtubule cytoskeleton organization; regulation of microtubule cytoskeleton organization. The coding region runs from base 434 to 1450 and encodes 338 amino acids. The transcript is spliced from 4 exons.